Trypanosoma grayi is the source of this 828-nucleotide messenger RNA. RefSeq lists its product as hypothetical. Lineage: Eukaryota; Euglenozoa; Kinetoplastea; Trypanosomatida; Trypanosomatidae. The record is from RefSeq and is a predicted model, not a curated record. Bases 1 to 828 code for a protein of 275 amino acids. The transcript has a single exon.
AUGACACAGCUGAAGGCGUCACACUUGCUCCCACCAAGACUGGCGUUGAUAGCUCUCACGCUCACCCUCGUGGCGCUCCCCUCGUUGCAGCUCUGUAGUGCCGAGGCGGGCAUGGCGGAUCUCGUGCUGGGGAAGGCGAGCAGUCCAGUGGAGCAGCUACAGCGGCACGACAUGCGCUGGCACGCUGCGACGCGUUCACGUGGUAGUACGGAGUGGAGUGACGUUGGCGAGGCGCACGUCAAUGCCCCCGCGGGGGAACGCGUGGUGACAGUCACCAUGGCGUCACAGCUUGGGUCAUUGCAGUGCGAAGAAUCGCGACGGAAUGUUGGUGGCCUUCGCCACGGGCGCUGCACACUGCAGCCCACCCCCGCUCUCCACGACGAUGUCUUCUUCAGCUAUCGCGUUUCGCUGAAGGGGGCAGCAGCAGAUGUGGGUGCUGCUGGCGCAGAUGGUGUGUCGCGCAGGGGCAAGCUCUACAAGGAAGGUAGUCAUGAGAACAGCGACGUGGAGGUGGGCACCGUCACUUUCAAGGAAGAUGGGCAUAACGAAAAGGCAGCAGAGGGGUUGAACGGGGCUAUUAUUCUGGAGUUUGACACGACAAAUGCAGCACACGAUCAGGUCGAGUGGCUGCCAGGGGCUCUGAGGCUCACUGGUCUCUCACUGAGCGAAGUGGAGGUGCGUGACUGGCGCAGGCGGGCUGCAACAACGAUGCUGGAGCGUUGGGGCUGCCCUGUGCUAGUGGUGGCCACACUGUGCGGCGUCCUCUUCUUUAUGGGGAAGGUGGCGAACCGCCAGGCGCCCACGGCUGUGAAACCCAAGCAGGCCUAA